Molecule: messenger RNA, 3364 nt
Organism: Polyodon spathula (Mississippi paddlefish)
Lineage: Eukaryota; Metazoa; Chordata; Actinopteri; Acipenseriformes; Polyodontidae
Gene: asah2
Product: N-acylsphingosine amidohydrolase 2
Exons: 20
Coding region: 1-2211 (736 amino acids)
Biological process (GO): sphingosine biosynthetic process; ceramide catabolic process; long-chain fatty acid biosynthetic process
Cellular component (GO): extracellular region
Molecular function (GO): N-acylsphingosine amidohydrolase activity
Source: RefSeq, a predicted model, not a curated record
AUGUCUCGUAAAAGCUGUUGCCAUACCUUCACAGCACUGGAAGGGGUGCUUAUGGUCCUGUUUGUGCUGAUGACAGGAGUGACUGUGGGGUUUGUUAUCGUCAUGGCGAUCAGCCGGAGCUCAGAUACUACUGAACCUGAGCAACCCAAGCCUAGCGAGAACCCGCCUGGCAGAUCUUACCUAAUUGGUGUGGGUCGAGCAGACUGCACUGGACCGGUUGCAGAGGUUCCAUUGAUGGGAUAUGCCAGUCCUGACCAGACAGCAGGAGGGAUCCACACGCGCCUCUACAGCCGAGCUUUCAUAGUGGCAAAUAACACUGAGCGGGUUGUGUUUGUUAGUGCCGACAUAGGCAUGGUUUCACAGAGGCUAAGGCUAGAGGUGUUGAAGAAACUGCAGACUAAAUAUGGGGACCUCUACAGACAAGAAAACGUGGUCCUGAGCGGCACACACACACACUCCGGUCCGGGAGGCUACUUCCAGUACACCCUGUUCAUUAUCACCAGCAAAGGCUACAUCAAACCAUCCAUCGAUGCCAUUGUAAAUGGCAUUGUAACGAGCAUUGACAUUGCCCAUGGUAACUUGAAAGCUGGAAGAAUCUUUCUUAAUAAAGGAGAAGUGGAAAACAGCAAUUUGAACAGAAGCCCACAUUCCUACCUUAACAACCCAGAAGAAGAGAGGAGGAAGUAUAAAUCGAACACAGAUAAAGAAUUAGUGGUGCUGAAGAUGGUAGAUUUAGACGGCAAUGGUCUUGGAAUGCUGAGUUGGUUUGCAGUUCACCCGGUCAGCAUGAACAACACCAACCGCAUGGUCAGCAGUGACAACAUGGGCUAUGCUUCUUACUUGUUUGAACAAGAGAAGAAUGCUGGUUUUUUACCUGGACAGGGCCCAUUUGUAGCAGCUUUUUCGUCCAGCAACUUGGGAGACGUUUCUCCCAACAUCAAGGGACCACACUGCAUCAACACAGGAGAGUCUUGUGACAAUAUCAACAGCUCUUGUCCCAUCGGUGGGUCAAACAUGUGCAUGGCCAUGGGUCCUGGAGCUGACAUGUUUGAAAGCACAAAGAUCAUUGGAGAGACCAUCUUUAAUAAAGCAAAGGAAUUGUACAGGACAGCCCAGCAAGAGGUUACAGGACCUCUCAAUGGAGCCCAUCAGUGGGUAAACAUGACAAAUGUCACAGUGAAGCUCAAUGCAACACACACAGGUAAAACUUGCAAGCCAGCCCUGGGACACAGCUUUGCUGCAGGCACUAUAGAUGGAGUCGGUGGCUUGAAUUUUACCCAAGGGUCUGUAGAAGGGGAUCCAUUUUGGGAUGGCAUUCGGGACGCACUUUUAGGUUCUCCUUCAAAUGAAACCCAAGACUGCCAUCACCCCAAACCUAUCCUCUUCAGCACAGGAGAGAUGAAUGUACCCCUUCCAUGGCAUCCUGCUAUUGUUGAUGUCCAGAUAAUUACUAUUGGGUCCCUGGCAAUUGUGGCUAUUCCUGGAGAGUUUACUACCAUGGCAGGGAGGAGAAUGAGAGAAGCAGUCAAAAACGAACUGGAAUCUCGAGGGAGUUUGGGACAGAUGGAGGUUGUCAUUGCUGGACUGUGCAACAUAUACACUCACUACAUCACCACCUAUGAGGAGUAUCAGAUCCAGCGUUAUGAGGCGGCAUCAAAUAUUUACGGCCCCCACAGUCUAUCAGCUUAUAUACAGCUGUUCAGCGGUCUGGCCAGAGCGAUUGCCGAGAACAAAGUGGCCGACUUACCAAAAGGUCCUGAACCGCCUUUCUUCAAUAACAGCCAGCUGAUAUCUCUGUUACCUUUCAUCCCAGAGGACAAAACGCCAUUAAACACUUCAUUUGGAGAUGUGCUGAUCCAAACACUACAGUCAUACAAACGGGGAGACGUGGUUGAAGUGACGUUUGUCAGUGGAAACCCGAGAAACUCUGCUGACAUGGCUGAGAAAACAUUCCUUACAGUGGAGAAGUAUGAAAACAUGACAAACAGCUGGAAUGUAGUACAUACUGAUGCAUCGUGGGAGACUAGAUUCCACUGGGUUAAAGGGACAGCAGGCCUGAGCAAUGUCACAGUGGAAUGGCACGUCCCCAGCUCGGCUCCUCCUGGCACGUACAGGAUACAGCAUUUUGGUUAUUACAAGGAACGACAAAACUUCAAUGUGAUAAUCAAACCUUAUGAAGGGUCAUCUGGAAGUUUUGAGAUCUACAAUUGAAACCCUAAAGGAGUCAGUGUCAGUGAUUUUGAUGAGGUUGCAUUAUAAACCCUAUUUACUGUAACUCAUUCUUCAAUGCAUUCUGCUUGUAUUUUCUGUCUAAAUGGAUUCAUACACAUAAUGGUACUUUUGACAGUGGAUAAAAAUUGCUGUACAAAAAUUAAUAAAAAUAUUGUAAAUCUGCAUUUUAUUACAGGGUACAUGUGCCCUAGAUACAAUUGAAUUGACUGUUGUAAAGUCGUAGGUCUGUAAAUAUGCAUACACUUUCUUCACAAGAUGUUUGCCUUCAGAAAAUGUACCCAAGAAUAAAUAAAACCCUGCAAAGCCUAUUGUCAGUUUGAUUUGGAAAUACAAACUAUAAAAAGACAACUGAUGUACAUCUAAAUUGAAUGGAAAACUUAAAACAAAUACAUUUAAAAACAUUUAACGUGGAUAAAAACAAAUAAAAAAAAAUACUCCUAACGUUGUGUUUUUCUGCACUGCCAGAGUUUUCCUUUUGAGUGUGUUUUAACGUUGUUUAAAUCGUCUAAGAAAUGGCACUGUUUAACAUGCUGCCUUUUCUUCUCGUUGAAACGCGUGGUAAUAUGCGCUAAGGAUUUAGCAGGGUCAAUAAUUAAUUAGGAGUAUUUCACGCACAAUAAGUUUCACAGGGUGGCACCCAGUUUACUGCAGCAAGAAGUGAUCCAACGAUGGAUUAGCAACGCGAUACAUGUGAUUUGUUUUGAUUAAUUAUUAUUUCUCGCGGUGUAAUGAUAUUGCGUGAUUGAUUUUAUUUAGGAAACUUACAUUUAAUUAAACAGUAGGCUAUGCAACUGCAACUUUCCAUAUUUUCAUUUUUACCUAAAAAGUAACAAACUUGAUAUUAUAGGUCCCUUACAGUGUAAGAUAUCACUUGCUCAAAAUAAACAACAAUUUUUUUUCACAAGGUUUUUUGGAUUUGUUACACUAAUAUCAUAUAAGAUGUAGUUUAUGUUUUCGAAGAGUUAAAAAAUACGUAUCAUUUAUUUAUUUAUUUUAACAGACACCAUGCCUUGUGGGUAGGUCAUGUGUUGACCUACAGGUAUUAAACUGACGUAUUUUAUUAUGUGAACAUUAGGAAUAACACUAAUGCAAUAACAUUAAAAUGUACACAAAAAAAAACGCCUGUGUGUGG